Molecule: messenger RNA, 1626 nt
Organism: Monascus purpureus
Lineage: Eukaryota; Fungi; Ascomycota; Eurotiomycetes; Eurotiales; Aspergillaceae
Source: the annotation of a GenBank genome assembly
AUGGCUGGAAGUGUAUCCGAGAAAGAUACCCGCAGUCCUAUUCCGGUCAACAUCGAGCAGCCCGUCUCGGCAGACCGGACCGAAAAUAGGAAUGAACCUAAACGCUCACUACGAGGACUCCGCUGGUUCCUUGUCUGUAUUGCCAUCUUCUCGGCGGAUCUUCUCUACGGCUUGGAUAAUACCAUUGUGGCCGAUAUUCAAGGAUCUAUCGCAGAGACGUUCGAUGAAUAUACCCAGCUGGGCUGGCUCGGAGUCGGGUUCACAUUGGGCUCUGUCGUGCUCAUCUUGCCACUAGGCAAAGCGUAUGCGGUCUUCAAUACGAAAUGGCUUUUCAUCAGCUGUGUCUCCAUGUUUGCCGCCGGGAGUGCGUUGUGCGGUGGAGCUCCAAACAUGUCUGCUAUUAUUGUCGGCCGUGUAUGGGCGGGUGCUGGUGGGGCUGGGAUGUAUCUCGGGGAUCUGAACCUCAUUACUACUCUCACGACGCCCAAGGAACAGCCGGUCUUCAUUGGUAUAGCGAGUUUGAUAUACGGGGUGGGUUGUAUCCUCGGUCCUAUAAUCGGGGGUGCAUUUACCGAUAGCUCUGCCACCUGGAGAUGGGGGUUCUAUAUCAACCUGAUCGUUUUCGGUAUCAUGGCGCCCGUCUACCUGUUUCUCCUCCCCUCAUUGCCACGCCCGAUGUACCAAGACCGUACGUUUCUGCAGAAGCUCCGGAGCCUCGACUGGAUUGGCAUGAUCCUAUCCGGUGGAAUGCACACCUCCCUCACUCUAUUCCUCGUUUUCGGUGGCGUCGAGUGGCCAUGGGGAGAUGGUCGCAACGUCGCCCUUUACGUUGUCUUCGGCGUCACCCUUGUCUUGUUUCUCAUCACGCAGUACUACACUGUCCUUACGACCAAGGAAGGCCGGAUCUUCCCCGCGGAUUUUCUUCGUGACCGCGCCAUGGUGCUGCUUUACAUCUUGAUGGCGGCUGGGGGUGCCUCCCUCUUCGUCGCCAUGUAUUACAUCCCGCUUUACUUCCAGUUUGUCCAAGGAGAUUCUGGAACCAUGUCCGCCGUGCGUCUUCUGCCCUUCAUGUGCUUUUACGUCGUCACUAUCCUCCUGUGUGGUUACUUCAUGCCCCGGACGGGUUACUACAUGGUCUGGUACCUAGUCAGCGGAAUCUUCAUCCUCGUCGGAGCAGCGUUGAUGUACACCGUGCAUUACGAUACCAAACCGGCUAAUAUAUACGGCUACUCCAUCCUCCUUGGAAUCGGAAUGACAACAACCCAGGCUGCAUACUCAGUGGGUCCUAAGAUUGCCGACCCCAAACGCAUCCCGGAAUGCAUUCAAUUCAUGAACAUUGGACAGGGCCAAAGCCAGCUGCUCGGGUUGGCAAUUGCCAGCGCGAUCUUCCAGAGCCAGACUUCUAAUGGCCUUAAUGCCCUCCUGGCGGAUAAGGGGUAUUCAGAGGCGGAUAUUCAGAGCGCUAUCGCUGGUGCGCGGAGUACGCUGCUGGAGGAGCUUCCGCCGGAUUUGAAGGCAAAGGCGCUGGAUGUCAUUGUCAAUUCUAUUGACAAGAUUUAUAUCAUGGCUAUUGCUGCGGGGGGGCUUUAUAUCAUCGCUUCGUGUUUGCUUCCUAUUCAUAGAUGA